AUGUCAGUGGUCAGCGCGUUGCCGUUCAUGAGGCCGCUCCACAUGCCCUCUUCGGUGCCGCGGGGCCGCCGCCACACGCUGCCGGCCAGCGAGUUCCGCUCCCUCAGCCCGGAGGAUGCGAUCAGCGUGUUCGAGAUAGAGAGAGAAGCCUUCAUCUCAGUGUCCGGUGAGUGCCCCCUCCACCUGGAUGAGGUGCGUCACUUCCUCACCCUGUGUCCAGAGCUGUCUCUUGGCUGGUUCGAGGAGGGACGCCUGGUGGCUUUUGUCAUCGGCUCUCUGUGGGACCAGGAGAGGCUUACCAUGGAUGCCCUGACUCUCCAUAAGCCUCACGGCCCCACUGUGCACAUCCACGUCCUGGCCGUCCACCGGACCUUCCGUCAGCAGGGAAAAGGCUCCAUCCUGAUGUGGCGCUACCUGCAGUACCUCAGGUGCCUGCCCUACGUCCGCCGUGCCGUGCUCAUGUGCGAGGACUUCCUGGUUCCCUUCUACCAGAAGUCGGGUUUCAAGGUGCAGGGCCCCAGUAAGAUCACAGUGGGGCCCCUCACGUUCAUCGAGAUGCUGUACCCGGUCAGGGGCCACGCCUUCAUGCGACGUAACAGCGGUGUUUGA
This is a messenger RNA of Pleuronectes platessa (European plaice), 609 nucleotides long. It is a transcript of the gene aanat1, whose product is annotated as arylalkylamine N-acetyltransferase 1. NCBI's taxonomy places the organism in Eukaryota, Metazoa, Chordata, Actinopteri, Pleuronectiformes, Pleuronectidae. The transcript has 3 exons. Gene Ontology annotation, molecular function: aralkylamine N-acetyltransferase activity. Gene Ontology annotation, cellular component: cytoplasm. Gene Ontology annotation, biological process: response to light stimulus; circadian rhythm. The record is from RefSeq and is a predicted model, not a curated record. Bases 1 to 609 code for a protein of 202 amino acids.